This is a messenger RNA of Myzus persicae (green peach aphid), 2766 nucleotides long. RefSeq lists its product as uncharacterized. The record is from RefSeq and is a predicted model, not a curated record. Lineage: Eukaryota; Metazoa; Arthropoda; Insecta; Hemiptera; Aphididae. Bases 27 to 2735 code for a protein of 902 amino acids. The transcript has 4 exons.
AUUAUUUGAAAUUUUCAGAAAAAUGAAUGAUGCAUUCAGAAGCUUUGGUGUGGUUGACGACGGGAAUCGGCGGUCCCCUGUCUGUGGUAUGGCUGUGCUGGGCAAUACUGGUGCUGUGGUUCGGCCGGGGCCAGUGGAGGCCGUCGGACCCGCUUCUUAUAGCGCUGCUGGCUGAGGCCAUCGCCAAACAGGCGGCCGGUACUGCAGGCUCGGCACUGUCGCUGUUCCGGCCGGACGAGCCGGCGCUGUGCAGUGCGGUGCAGUGGCUGUGGACGGCCGCGCACACGAUGCAGGCCGGCACGCUAGCGUCACUGGCCUUGAUGGCCGGGCUGAGGCGCAAAAAGCGGACUGUGGCUGCUGGUGGCCGGCCGCUGUUGCUCUACCAUCUGGCCAGCCUGUCGGUGGUGAGUGCGUGCGUGGGCGCCGCGGCACUGAUCGCCCAGACGGACCCGUGUUCUCCACCGUCCGACCGCCGGUACGCAGUGUUCUCGCUGGUGCUACACGCGUCCCUGGCCGCUGUGGCCGCAGCGUCCGCCGCUUUCGGUUGCGCCGGCCACCGGAAGGGUCCCAAUCCACUGCUGGUCAACUCGUCGUCCGACCUGUCGUCGUGCAUGUCUGAGAUAUCCACCGUGUCCAGCUGCAGCAGGGGAGGUAUACGACACAGCGUCAGCGACUGCAGCGACCGUACGACGGUGACGUGCACCACAUCGGCCACCGGCACCGGCGGCUACCACCGAACCGACUGCGCACUGGUCAACGACCUGCUCCGCUUGCCGUCGGCCGGUAACGCCCCGCCGGUCACGUUCCUCAAUGGCGCGCCCAGGGCGUUGAUGCACCACCAGAACGGCGCUGUUGCCGAGGACGACACGCUCCGCAGGAUGGACGAGACCAAGCGACUCAUCGACUCUGGCACGUUGCUGACGAGCAGCGAUCGGGACAGCUACGCCGCGUCCACUAUCAGACCGUACCGGUAUGGUGGCGGCGGUGGCCUGGGUUCCCGGUAUCAAUUGCCGUCUACAGCUGCGUCCGUGUCCGUCACGUCCACCAACAGCCGUGCCCCGUGCCUGGCCAAACGCGUGUCACUGGUCCAGGACGUCCGCAUUGGUUACGUGGUGGCCAUUCUGCUCAUGUGCUACUUUGUUGACCAUUUGCCCGUACUGGUGCUGAUGGCUUCCGAACAAUUCAUACCUUCAAAGUUUGUGUUUUCUACUGAUUACGCGCCUGUGGUAAAAAAUUUGCCAAUGCUGGCGGCGCUGGCCGAGGCGUGUCUGUGGCCGGUGGUUUUGCUCCUGUUCGACGACCAGUUCGUACCCCGGCUGUCAAACUUGUACCGGAGACGAAGUGUUUCGGACCGGGCUAAGCCCCCUCAAGGCUUACACGGCAAGUUUCGCCCGUACAACGGUUCGUUGCAAGAUGCCCGAAGGCCUCCACCGCCUUCCAGCGGUGGCGGCGAAGCGGUCAGAUUUCCCAUCACCAACGGAUCUUUGUUCGCCAGCUUGGAUGGCAGAGUUCCGGUUCUGCACAACUACAGACGAGGCGUUAGGACGAUGAGUGGUCUACUGUCUUCACCACCACCUCCACACUUUAUAAACACGGCAACGGAUUCGACGAUCGGUCACUGUUGUGAAGACGAACAUCACCACCAGCAGCAACAGCAUCAACAACAACAACUACAACAGCAGCAGCUUCAUCACCGGUCACUGCGAUUCGCCAAUAUGGUGACCGCGUCGGCGGCCAUGUCACCGACGACAGCGGACGACUGCAAAGCGGUGGCAGACGACUCGACGCCGGCCGACAGCCUGGACGACCAGUCUAUCGUGGCUGGCGUCACGGCUACUGUCAUUGGUAUUCGAUCAACGGACAGCCGAUUGCCGCAAAACUUACAGCAGCUCCGUGAAAAGUUGUACGCCCAAGACGACGAUGACGAUGAAGACGAGGCAAGUUGUUGCGGCAGUGACAGUGGCCGGGACGUGGCCGUGGACGGCGAAGGACAUCGGGCAGACAGGCCCGAGGAAACAGCCACCGUGGAAACGACGGCCGACGAUGAGGACGAUUCUUCGGACGACGGGUGUGACAGGCGGGACGACUACGACGACUGCGAAGACGAGGGUGGGUACGCCACGCUGUCCGCCCGAAGCGUGUGCUCGGCCACGACGGCGGCCAACGACGAUUUCGAGUAUUUCGCGGCGUCCGUUGACCGAUCUGGCGGCGGCGGGGGCAGCGGCGAAGACGUCACUCCACCCGCAACCGACCGGUCACCCGUCGGCGGUAGAGUCCCGUACCAGCGGGCGCCCACCAGACGAGCCAGGCACCACCAGCCGCAGCCACAGCACCAUCUGCACCAUCGGCAUCACCAGCACCCACAGCCGUCACAAUAUCACCAGCCACACCAUAGGCUUCAAGUACGCGCCGCAGCACCGGCCCUGCCGCCAACUCCGCCAACGCCGCGCAGGCCCAAGUCUCGUCUCACGCCUGUCUUGUCGGUCGACUCACUGGUCGCGGCACAGGCGGCAGCAGAUGCCGCCGCCAACGCCGCGGGUUAUCCAAACGCCUCUCAAUUGCACCACCAUCAGCAGCACCACCACCAACACCACCAGAUGCACCACCAUCACGGGGGCAGACAUCGCGGUGGUUUCGGUGGCAUUGCCGGCAGACGGCUGGGUGGCGGUGGCCGCGGACACCACGGCGGAAGUGUGCCUGACCUGAAACGAGUGUUCAUAACGGAUUUCCUGUAAACUGUGUCGCAUGGCCGCGAUUUUUGCUAGC